Leptonychotes weddellii (Weddell seal) is the source of this 2656-nucleotide messenger RNA. The record is from RefSeq and is a predicted model, not a curated record. Lineage: Eukaryota; Metazoa; Chordata; Mammalia; Carnivora; Phocidae.
GUGCGUCCUUGGGGCCGACGGGCGGGGCGCGGCGGCUGCGCGGUGGCGCACGUGCGGCGGCCGCGAUGAAGUUCGCGUACCGGUUCUCAAAUUUGCUGGGGACAGUCUAUCGGUGUGGAAAUUUGAAUUUUACGUGCGAUGGAAAUUCAGUGAUCAGUCCUGUGGGAAAUAGAGUCACUGUAUUUGACCUUAAAAACAACAAAUCCAACACUCUGCCCUUGGCUACUCGGUACAACAUCAGGUGUGUAGGGCUGUCCCCAGACGGCCGCCUGGCCAUCAUCGUCGAUGAAGGGGGGGACGCGCUGCUGGUCAGCUUGGUGUGCAGGUCCGUGCUUCACCACUUCCACUUCAAGGGCUCGGUGCACAGUGUCUCCUUCUCUCCUGAUGGCAGGAAGUUCGUCGUCACAAAAGGCAACAUCGCUCAGAUGUACCAUGCCCCUGGGAGGAAGCGGGAAUUCAACGCGUUCGUCCUGGACAAAAGUUACUUUGGGCCGUACGAUGAGACCACGUGCAUCGACUGGACCGACGACUCCAGGUGCUUUGCGGUCGGGAGCAAAGACAUGUCCACGUGGGUGUUUGGAGCUGAGCGCUGGGACAACCUCAUCUACUACGCGCUGGGGGGACACAAGGACGUGAUCGUGGCCUGCUUCUUCGAAUCCAGCAGCCUAGACCUGUACACGCUCAGCCAGGACGGAGCCCUGUGUGUGUGGCAGUGUGACACGCCCCCCGAGGGCCUGCGGCUGAAAGCCCCCACGGGCUGGAAGGCGGAGCUGCUGCAGGGGGCCGAGGAGGAGGAGGAGGAGGAGGAGGAGGAGACCACCGUCCGGGGGAAAGCCACGCCGGCUGCCGAGGAGCAGCAGGGAAAAGUGAAAUACUCUCGGCUGGCCAAGUACUUUUUCAAUAAAGAGGGAGAUUUUAACAACCUGACAGCCGCGGCGUUUCACAAGAAGACCCACCUCUUGGUCACUGGCUUUGCCUCUGGGAUCUUCCACCUUCACGAGCUCCCCGAGUUCAACCUCAUCCACUCCCUGAGCAUCUCUGAUCAGAGGAUCGCUUCCAUCGCUGUCAACGGCUCCGGAGACUGGAUCGCUUUUGGCUGCUCAGGCCUGGGCCAGCUGCUGGUGUGGGAGUGGCAGAGUGAGUCCUACGUGCUCAAGCAGCAGGGCCAUUUCAACAGCAUGGCGUCCCUGGCCUACUCCCCCGACGGGCAGUGCAUCGUCACCGGCAGCGAUGACGGCAAGGUCAAGGUGUGGAACACCUUCAGCGGGUUCUGCUUCGUCACGUUCACGGAGCACUCGAGUGGGGUCACUGGCGUGACCUUCACGGCCACUGGCUAUGUCAUCGUGAGCUCUUCCAUGGACGGGACUGUGCGUGCCUUUGACCUUCACAGGUACCGGAACUUCCGCACCUUCACGUCCCCGCGGCCCACCCAGUUCUCCUGCGUGGCUGUGGACUGCAGCGGGGAGGUCGUUUCUGCCGGCGCCCAGGACUCCUUCGAGGUCUUCAUCUGGUCCAUGCAGACAGGCAGGCUCCUGGACGUCCUGUCUGGUCACGAGGGCCCUGUCAGCAGUCUGUGCUUUAACCCCGUGAGGUCGGUUCUGGCCAGUGCCUCCUGGGACAGGACUGUGCGCCUGUGGGACAUGGCGGACAGCUGGAGGACCACGGAGACGCUGGGCCUGACCUCGGACGCUCUGGCUGUGACCUUUCGCCCUGACGGUGCGGAGCUGGCUGUGGCCACCCUGAACUCCCAGAUCACCUUUUGGGACCCUGAGAACGCCGUGCAGACGGGCUCCAUCGAGGGCAGGCAUGACCUCAAGACGGGCAGGAAGGAGCUGGAUAAGGUCACCGCCAAGCACUCAGCCAAGGGGAAGGCCUUCACCACUUUGUGCUACUCUGCGGACGGCCAGAGCGUCCUGGCGGGAGGGAUGUCCAAGUUUGUGUGCAUCUAUCAUGUCAAGGAGCAGAUCCUCAGGAAGAAGUUUGAGAUCUCCUGCAACCUCUCCCUGGACGCCAUGGAGGAGUUUUUGAACCGAAGGAAAAUGACGGAGUUUGGCAACCUGGCGCUAAUUGAUCAAGAUGCUGGGGUGGAGGAUGGAGUUGUGAUACCACUGCCGGGUGUAAAGAAAGGUGACAUGAGCUCUCGGCACUUCAAGCCUGAAAUCAGGGUGACGUCGCUUCGCUUCUCUCCCACCGGUGAGCCCCGAGCAGCAGGUUGUUGGUGCUGGGAAGGGUGGGGGUCAGUCCUGCUGGGCUUCUGGGCCCAGGGUGCACACCGUGGGCCCGUCACCUCUGCUCUCAGGGACAAGGUUGGGCAGAGCUUCUGGCUGGCCCUGGGCCCUGCUGUUCUUUCAGAGGACACUGAAGGGGGUGGCCUCAGACCCGCUGGGCGUUGAAACGGGGAGGCGGGCACCCGCCCUGAGCACCACUCAGCUGUGCAGUCGUCGGAGGGGCCGCAGGGGAGGGUCUGUGCCCAUGGGGCCUGGGACCAUUAGGUAAAUGCGGUCCCGCGGGGCAAGCAGGACAGAGGCUGGUGGUGGGCUUGUCUGCGGGGUGAUGGCUGGCCCUCCCCCGCAUCGAGCGAGUGACGGGAGCAGCAGGCCGCAGUGUCUGGCCGUGUGCUGCUGUGCGAGCCGGGCUGCAGACCGUGGCCGGGGAC